UAGCGAGCAGCGGUGUCAGAGCGCUUUCAGACUGGAGAGAGUCGGACCGAACGAACUGGGGUUCCCAAAUAACGGGAACAUAGAGACAGACACACAGACGGAUGGCGGGACAGAGCCAAAGAAAAUAUACCGCAUAACGGGUACCGUGUUUGUUUUUCGUUCAGCUUUCGUUUAGUAAAAAAAAAGAAGAAGAAGGUUUAUGUAUUUAUGUUUUAUUUAUCGAUUGAUUGCGUUUUAAUUACCGACCUGUGAAAUAGAGAGGGGGAGGAGCAAAAGCCAGAUGGGGGUCCCUGUGUAGCCUUACUUAUUAUUUAAUUAUUUAAAUGUAUCAAAUAAUUUAAUUGUAGGCUAUAUUUUAUCAUAAUGCUGCUUUGUGUGCAUGUAUUCGUGAGCUGACCGAUAGCAAGACUGCUAAUAACCAAAUAUAAAGAACCCCAAAUAACAACUUCACACUGAACAGUUGUUAAGCCUUUCUAUUCCGACAAUACACCUGCUAUAACAGUAAGUUAAAAAAAUAGUUUUUUAAUGAAAGUAAAACUGGAGAGAUAUUUAUUUAGAAGCUUAAACCAAAGCAAAGCCGAUCGAGGAAAAGGAGGCCGCACACCUGUCUUGAUAAGCAAAACAUAUGGAAAUACCUUCAAGAAUAUAAGAAAAUAAAAUUCGAUACAGUUGAUAUCUAGGAUGUUUUGUAGCUACAUACAGACCGAACUUUUACCAAUGAGAAAAUACCAGCGUUAGAGAGUCACACUACGUAUUCUGUCAAUGACUAUCAACAGAAGCCUAUUUUACAUAUAGCUGGCCUGGUGUCCCGACUGUCCGUCUGUGUGUUAUUCUCAAGUGAUGACCGUUGUCAGAUCUAUGAAGGGACCAUACAUCCACAUCGAUAUGACAGAGGCACAAAACCAAAAAUGUGAAUGUAGCAUAGGCUAGAUACCAACUCAACCAAAUAUUCGUACCGCUAAACAUAUUUUGAAACGUCUACCUGGAAAGCAUACGAAGAAAAGCAAAGAAGAACAGAAGACAAGCGCAAUUCGAAGAAAACUGCAAAUAAAAACCAAGACGACAGCGGAUCAUGUUUGUUCCCUUGCCGGUGCCGUUCGUCUUUCAGAGAACUGCUUCCGACUUCAGCGCCUGGCGUCUCAAGUCACCGCUGGCUCUACGCUCCAGCUCCGAUAUCAGGAUGUCAAAACCAGCAGAGGAUGAGAAGCCUGGGGCAGACUUUCCAGGGGAGAGCACAGACUCUGAGAGGAACAGUCCUGAUGCCAAUGAUCAGGUUCAGCCAAUGAAAACGAGUCCCUUCAGUCUUUCUCCUACCUUGAGCAGCAUCAAGAGUAAAAGUGAGGCAGUACCUGAGAUGAUCUCCACCCAUGUGCCGCCUCCUUCCCAGCAGCAGACGCCUCACCCUCACACACAACUCAUGUUGGCAGGGAGUCAGCUGGCAGGGCUGGCUGCCCUCUUGCCUGCGCAGCAGCAGCUGUUGCUUCAGCAGGCCCAGGCUCAGCUCCUGGCCGCUGCGGUGCAGCAGUCCAACGCGGCUCAUGCUGCUCAUGCCGCUCACGCAGCCGCCCAAGCCAAUCAGCAGCAGCAGCAACAACAGCUGACCAAACAGGAGCAAGCCCCACCCCAGCUCACCCUCUCUCAGCCUAUCCAGCUCACCGCCCAGGAUAUCCAGCAGCUGUUGCAGCUGCAGCAGUUAGUCCUGAUGCCCGGCCACCACCUGCAGUCUCCUCAGUUCCUCCUGCCUCAGGCCCAGGGACAACAGGGGCAGCAGGGUAAGUGGGACCUACUAAGUUUGCUCUCGACACCUAAUUUAAUUCCGCUACCUCAACAUCAGCAAAGCCAGGGGAGUCUUCUAACUAUUCCACCCAGGCUGGGACUGCAAGCACAGCGUCGCCAUGGUGAUGGCCUCUCAUCUUUACAGAGGGACAAGAGCGGGGAUGUCGGGGUGACCUCCGGGGCCUCGGCAGCCCCCAUGACCUCAGUGACCUCUGGCCCUCACGGCGAGGAGCCCAGUGACCUGGAGGAGCUGGAGCAGUUCGCCCGCACCUUCAAACAGAGACGCAUCAAACUGGGCUUCACACAGGGUGACGUAGGCAUGGCGAUGGGGAAACUGUAUGGGAAUGACUUCAGCCAGACCACCAUCUCUCGCUUCGAGGCCCUAAACCUGAGCUUUAAGAACAUGUGCAAGCUCAAGCCUCUGCUUGAGAAGUGGCUAAACGAUGCGGAGACCAUGGCGAUAGACAGCAUGCUUCCCAGCCCGAACUCUCUCUCCUCCCCCAUGAUGGGGUUUGAGGGCAUGCCGGGGCGUCGCAGGAAGAAACGCACCAGCAUCGAGACCAACGUCCGCGUGGCCUUAGAGCGCAAUUUCAUCUUGAACCAGAAGCCUAACUCAGAGGAGAUUCUCCUGAUGGGCCAGCAGCUCAACAUGGAGAAGGAGGUGAUUCGGGUCUGGUUCUGCAACCGGCGCCAGAAAGAGAAGCGCAUCAACCCUUGCAGUGCCACCCCUCCCCUGCCCAGCCAGCCCCCCUCCAUGACGCACAAAACCCCCUGCUACAGCCCGCACAUGGUGUCCAGUCAGGGGCUGCACCAGGCUGCCACCAGCCUCAGCACAACAGUGACCAGUCCAUUACCCUCGGUGACCUGCCCUCUGACCCACUGUGGCUCUGCAUCCACCAGCUCCACCCCCUCCUCUAGGACUCCGCCUCCACACAGCACAGCCAGCCCCGCUCCUUCCACCCUCAGUACCCACAGCCUGAACGCUGGGAACACAAUGAUGGGAGUAAGCACAGGGAUGAACCAGGCUCUCGUCAGCAGCAAUCACCUGGCCACAAUGCAAGCUCUGGCUGCCAGUGGUGGGCAGCUGCCCAUUUCCAGUCUUGAGGCCAGAGGUCAGAUGAUCCUGGGCGGGGCGGGGGUUCGCCCCUCCCUAUUCCUCAACCGCCACACCCUCCUGCCUAUGGCGUCCCACCAAGCCGGCGUGGGUUUGGUCGGCGGUCCCAGGGGAGCCUCUCCACCCCCCGGCGCCAGUGGCAUGGACGUCGACUCCUGCUCUGCCUCUCCCUGCUCCAGCCCCGCCUCCUUCGGCUCGUUCAGCGAAGCCUCACCGCCGCCGCUUGGCGGGGCCAUGGCCGAGUGACGACGACACAACCCAAAGGAUCCUAUCAGAAGGAGGAGGAGGAGUUUUAGUGGAGCUUUACAGAAACACCUCACCUUUCAACCAAAGCCAUCUCUCUCUCCCUCCAUUUGUCGCCUCCUCUCACUCUCCCGGAGUCUUUCAAAGCCAAAAAAAAAUACACAGAUUGAAAGAGGAAGAAGAGAGCGAGGAAGAAUGGAGAGGAGGAGAGAACAGGAGAACGGUGGAGAUUUAAACCAAAAAAUAUAUAUAUCUAUACAGUUGGAGAGGUGGCAUUGUGGAACACAGUGAAUGCUAAUGUUCAUUUACUCCUUUCUCUGGAAAAGAACAAAUGAGCUGAAAAACCUGAUGAAAAAGAGGGCAGGGAUGAGAACUGAACUAAGACUGAGAGAGAGAUGGGUGGCAAGGACAGGAAAAGAAGGAAAGAAAAGACUUUCAACAAGCUUCAGCAGAUGGAUGGAAAGAGAACCACAUUUUUAAAAAACCUACAGGGGAAAAACACACAAAGACAAAAAUGACAAACAUGCCAAAAUCUCCAAAACCGAAAUACCAAAAACUGAAACCAAAAAAACGGAGAGAAAAGCUUUACUUAAAAGACUUAUGAUUCUGAUCUGUCCAGGAUCAGCACAUCAACCACACUUAACAAGGCCAAAAACAUGUAUCAUUUCAUCAUAAUAUAUUAUUUUAAAGUUUUGUUUUCAACACUUUUACAACGCUUACUUUUAGUAUUUUAUAUGAUUUGAGCUUUGGGUUAUGUCAUAGCAAAUGAUUUGAUAUAGAUAUCUUAGUAGUGUCAGUCCUCCCACAUAUCUCUACCUACCUCUCUAGUGGCUCUACAGUUUUAACCUAGUUACAGUAUUAAACUGUGUUGUGGAUUUAGCAGUCAGACUAAUAACAAUUAGUAACUUUCCAACUUAUUUUGUGGUUUAUUUUCUUAUUUCUGAUUUUUCUAAUGAUCAUCGUAAUUAUCAUCAUCAUCAUUAGGGUUAUUAUCUUCAAUAUUUGUUUAAUAUGAUGAGAUAUUUUUAUUUUUCUAGGCAGGUCAGUUAAGAACAACAUCUUAUUUACAAUGACGGCCUACCCCGACCAAACCCGGAUGACGCUUGACCAAUUGUGCGCCGCCCUAUGGGACUCCCAAUCACGGCCGGUUGUGAUACAGCCUGGAUAUUAUUGCCUCCUUUGUUUCAUAACUUAUUUUAUACAGUGGACUCAAAUUAUUGACACCCUUGAUAAAGAUGAGCAAUAAUUACUCUGUAAAAUGAAUUAUUAAAAUACUGGGCUAUAUUGUAUGCAACAAAAAAAUGGGAAGUUAUGUUAUACGAAUAAUUGCUCAGAGAAAGAGAUUCUGUUUAACUAGCAAUACAAAAAAAUACAAAUAAAGAUAGGGGUCAAAAUUAUUGGCACCCCUGUUUUCAAUACUCCAGCAUCCUCCCCUUGUAAGGACGCUGAGCCUUUUUCUAAAAUGUUUUAUGAUAUUGGAGAACACGUUGGGAGGGAUCUUUGACCAUUUCUCCAUACAGAAUCUCUCCAGAUCCUUGAUAUAAUUUGUCUGCGCUUAUGGCCUUCCAUCUUCAAUUCAAACCACAGGUUUUCAAUGGGGUUCAAGUCUGGAGACUGAGAUGGCCAUAGCAAAAUGUGGAUGUGUGGUCAAUUAACCAUUUCUUUAUGGAUUUAGUGGUUGGGGUGGUUGGGGUUAUUGUGUUGCUGGAAUAGUCCCUUAACAUCAAUGAUCCACCACCCUAUUUUACCGUAUGAGGAACGUUUUCACCACUGGUGUGCGUGGCCAAAGAGAUCCAUUUUCAUGUUAUCUGAACAUAGAGCUCUUUGGCCAAGCACACCAGUGGUGGGUUUGGUGUUGAAAAACCGAAGCAUAUGCGUAAAAGUACCUCAUACCAAUGGUAAAAUAUGGUGGUGGAUCUUUGAUGUUAUGGGGCUAUUUUGCUUCCACUGGUCCUGGGGCCCUUGUUAAGGUCAACGGCAUCAUGAACUUUACCCAGUACCAGGGCAUUUUUACCGAAAACCCGGUUGCCUCUGCCAGGAGGCUGACACUUGGCAGCAAGUGGAACUUCCAGCAAGACAAUAACCCCAAGCACUAAUCAAAAUCCACAUAGAAAUGGUUAAUUGACCACAAAAUCAACAUUUUGCAAUGGCCAUCUCAGUCUCCGGACUUGAAUCCCAUUGAAAAAUUGUUGUUUGAAGGCUCAGUGUAGUUAUCCUCGCAACGUGAGGGUGCUAGAGUAUUUUAAACAAUAAUUCUGACCACUAUCUUUUUUAGAUUUUCUUGUAUUACAUGUUAAAAAAUAUAUAUUUCUCUGAGCAAUUGUAUUAGUGUAAAAUAUAAUUUCUCCUUGUUUAAAGAAAACAACAAAAUAGCUCAGUAUUUUUAUAAUUUAUUUUAUACCAUUUUUUUUAUCACCUUUAUCAAGGGUGCCAAUAAGGAUGGACCUGACUGUAUAUGAACACCAAAAUGUACUCUACUGCCUGUUGCUUCAAGCACACACACACACACACACACACACACACACACACACACACACACACACACACACUACACUACACUACACUACACUACACUAGAAUGUAUUGAGAUGUUGAACUAAAAUAAUCCUUUAUGCCUUUCAUUAUAUUUGUUUGCCUGUUUUUUUUAAAUACACUACCAUUCAAAAGUUUGGGGUCACUUAGAAAUGUCCUUGUUUUUGAAAGAAAAGCUAUUUUUGUCUAUUAAAAUAACACCAAAUUGAUCAGAAAUACAGUGUAGA
This is a messenger RNA of Oncorhynchus mykiss (rainbow trout), 5892 nucleotides long. The record is from RefSeq and is a predicted model, not a curated record. NCBI's taxonomy places the organism in Eukaryota, Metazoa, Chordata, Actinopteri, Salmoniformes, Salmonidae.